GCUUCAUCUCCAACCUUCUGCCGGAAUCCAUAGCCAUGGAGAUUUCCCUUGUUCGUGUCUUCCUCACUAUCCUCGCCAACAUGCUUCUUCAGUCCCCCUACCAGGAGCCACAUUCCCCACCUCCUGAAUCAUCCCAAUGUUCAACACCACUUGCUAGCGAGAGUGGAGCAAAGAGGGGGCGGGGGAGGAGGAAGCAGAGGGGCUUGGAUGGUGGAGACAAGGUGGUGUCUGUUUACGAGGAAAAAGGGGCAAAACCAUCACCUUUCCCCCUUCUGCUGUUGUGCCGUGCAACGAAACGACGGAUCACAGAGGUGUACGACGAGAUGUGCCAAAUCGCUCGUAAUAAAAGGAAUGAUUUUGGCAAGGUUCAUGAGUUCAUUAACUGUUUGGUAGACGCAAGAAACGAACUUCUGCACAAGUCUGAGACGGUUCAAAGAAGCUGCAGAGUAAAGAAGGCCUUACUGUCCAACCCUUGUAGUCGUAGGGCUAACAGUUAUGAACGCCUCUGCGAACAGGUACAUAAAUUGGAAGCUGAGCACAAAAGACUAAAGAAGGAUGCAGAUAUCUACAAUUAUAUCCAAGAGCAGCUUCAGAUGUCACAUUCAUACAAACUGUUGACUGAGCUUAGUGCAAUGAUGGAGAGGGCAGACCGUGAGGAAGCCCUUGCUGCCGAGGCCACUGAGAUGACAUUCGAGGAGCUGCUGGCUCUGGAGAAGAGCGAUGCCGCCUUCUGGCAGCGUCACAGGAAGCUGACCUCAAUUUCAUCCAAGUAGACUCUGACAACUGACAGCACAAUUGCACCAUCGUCAAUAGAAGUAGCCCAAACCCGUAACCAAACUUGUUUCUGGUGGAGCUCUUAUGUUGUUGCUAGUUGCAACCAUGGUGUAAUGUGGCUUUAUCAAGCUCUUGGGCGCCUGAGUCCAGAGUCCCUGACCUUAAAACCAGGGUGAUUCAGGUGGUUGGCUGAUGACCAGCAAGUGCUCUUAUACAUGUUA
Molecule: messenger RNA, 995 nt
Organism: Oryza brachyantha (malo sina)
Lineage: Eukaryota; Viridiplantae; Streptophyta; Magnoliopsida; Poales; Poaceae
Exons: 5
Coding region: 36-773 (245 amino acids)
Source: RefSeq, a predicted model, not a curated record